Messenger RNA from Lathyrus oleraceus (garden pea), 1937 nucleotides. Its product is annotated as sulfoquinovosyl transferase SQD2. The coding region runs from base 191 to 1726 and encodes 511 amino acids. Gene Ontology annotation, biological process: sulfolipid biosynthetic process; glycolipid biosynthetic process. Gene Ontology annotation, molecular function: UDP-sulfoquinovose:DAG sulfoquinovosyltransferase activity. The transcript has 11 exons. Gene Ontology annotation, cellular component: chloroplast envelope. NCBI's taxonomy places the organism in Eukaryota, Viridiplantae, Streptophyta, Magnoliopsida, Fabales, Fabaceae. The record is from RefSeq and is a predicted model, not a curated record.
UUCAUAACUAUUUAUCCUUCUUCUAUCAUUCAAUGGCCAACAAAUGAUUUAUAAUAAAAAACAAGAAAACGCAUAUUCCAAAAGAAUCCAUUCCAAUAAACUCCCACACUUCCAACUUCGUUGGAUUCUCUAUCGCUAAUAAUCAAAUUGAUUCUAUCCAAAUUCCAAAACUUGUUCCUUCCUUCUGAAUAUGAACACUACCGCUCUCUCUAUAAACCCUUCUCUUCCUUCAUCUUCAUCAUCUUCUUCACACCCUUCUGUUACCUCUCUUAGAUUCCAACGUUUUUCAUCAUUAGGACCAAAACCCAUUACUCUUUCUUGUAGAAAAACUCAAUUUUGCUAUUUUCAAGGGCUAAAAACGGUCAAGGGUAGAAAAAGUUUGGUGCUUGAAGCUACAAACAUGGAUAAAACAGAGGUUGAUUCUCAUGAUGAAGAGGAUAAGGAAGAGGGUAGUUCUUCUACUUUGGUUGACUCUGAAAAUCAGAGGAAUUCAAAGCCUCGGAGAAUUGCUCUCUUUGUUGAGCCUUCUCCAUUUGCAUAUGUCUCAGGAUACAAAAACCGGUUUCAGAAUUUUAUCAAAUGUCUUCGCGAAAUGGGAGAUGAGGUGAUGGUUGUGACAACACAUAAAGGAGUGCCCCAGGAGUUUUAUGGAGCUAAAUUAAUAGGAUCUUGGAGCUUUCCGCUCCCUUGGUAUCAAAACGUACCCCUCUCUUUGGCACUUAGUCCAAGAAUAAUUUCAGAGGUAGCUCGGUUUAAGCCUGACAUAAUACACGCAUCAUCACCAGGCAUAAUGGUUUUUGGUGCUCUUAUCAUUGCUAAACUUUUAUCUGUUCCAAUUGUCAUGUCUUAUCAUACCCAUGUACCAGUGUACAUUCCAAGAUAUACAUUUAGUUGGCUGGUGAUACCUAUGUGGUGGGUCAUAAAAUUUCUUCACCGAGCCGCUGACCUGACUCUGGUGCCAUCUGUUGCCAUUGGAAGGGAUCUUCAAGCGGCAAGAGUGACAGCAGCUAACAAGAUUCGUCUUUGGAACAAAGGUGUUGAUUCUGAAAGUUUUCAUCCUCGAUACCGUUCGCAUGAAAUGCGAUUAAGGCUAAGCAACGGUGAACCUGAGAAACCCUUGAUAGUUCAUGUUGGACGGCUUGGAGUAGAAAAGAGUUUAGAUUUUCUAAAAGGACUCAUGGAUAAGCUUCCUGAAGCUCGAAUUGCUUUCGUUGGAGAUGGACCAUACAGGGUGGAGCUAGAAAAAUUGUUUGAAGGAAUGCCUGCGGUAUUCACCGGAAUGUUAGGAGGCGAAGAACUCUCUCAAGCAUAUGCUAGUGGAGAUGUAUUCGUCAUGCCUUCAGAGUCCGAGACGCUUGGAUUCGUUGUUUUGGAAGCCAUGUCUUCAGGGAUACCUGUGGUGGGCGCACGUGCCGGAGGCAUUCCCGAUAUAAUUCCUGCGGAUCAAGAAGGUAAAACUGGCUAUCUUUACAAUCCAGGUGAUCUUGAAGAUUGCUUGAGUAAAUUGAAGCCUCUAUUGUUCGACAAAAAGUUGAGAGAAACCAUAGGAAAAGCUGCCCGUGAUGAGAUGGAGAAAUUUGACUGGAAGGCAGCCACCCGAAAGGUUCGCAAUGAGCAAUACAAUGCUGCGAUUUGGUUUUGGCGCAAGAAAAGGGCAAUACUAUUUAGACCGUUACAAUGGAUUACUAAACGUGUUUUCCCAUCGCCACAAGUCAAUUGUAGAUGAUUUAAAUAAGCUUACCAUACUUAGGAUUGUUCCUUGUGUGUAACACAGUAGUUUUUCUGAAUAUAAUGCAGCUUACAUUACAAGAGCUUAAUGCAAAAACAAAACAAACCAAUUCUAAAAUUGAGUCAAAGUUUGUUGAAGACCAUCAAAUGCUUUCUUAAGAUAUGGAACAAUUUGUGAUGGAAUGUCCAUAGUGGCUUCUGCAUUUUCA